AUGUCAAAGCAAGACUUGAAAGAUAUAAUCAACAGACUAGAUCACUUUGAAAGAAACCGUCAGCCGAUAGCGCCUAUAUCUGAUGUCCGCCAUGCUUGCGUUGCAGCCAUUAUCCGAUGGAAACCCUUUGUAGAUCACAAUAGUAACCAUGAUCCAUUGCCCUCGACUGUAUCAGAAUUCUUCAAUGAGCCCUGGGUUAAUGACUGCCACGGCCAAGCUGAGUUACUCUAUAUCCAGCGUGCAGUUCGACCGGGCGACCCAUGGUCAGGACAAGUAGGAUUUCCUGGUGGCAAAAGCGAACCUAGCGAUAAAGAUGAUUUACAUACAGUCAUUCGAGAAUGUAAAGAAGAGAUAGGUCUGGAUUUAGGCUCAAGCGCGUUUAUUCAUCUUGCCACUUUGGAUCCAAGAGCCAUUAAAAAGUAUGAUGAUGAUAGUAAGGUAGUGAUGAUCCUUGUUCCUCACGUCUUCUUACAGGUUACACCACAAACACCAUCUCUUAGCGUACCCAAUUCGGAAAUAGCUGAAGCUAUCUGGGUUCCAUUACGGUAUCUAUUGUCAAAUCCAAUUAUCCCCUUUGAUGCUAUUACAACUGUGAAUGAAAAGAUCAAGAGGCUUUGGCCGUCUUCUGUUUUGGUACCUGCCAUUGCUCUCAAGCAAACAACGGAUGGGCCGCACUUGUGGGGGAUGACAUUAAGAAUGACUCAAGAAGUAAUAGGACUUCCUUUGUCAAAGAAUGCGAUCAUUACUACUCUGACCGCAGAAGAAAUUGAAAAGUACAAGGGCAAAUCCAAGAUGUAAAUCAGUAAAAUGAGUUUUUAUUGUACAAUGUUUAUAAAAUAUGUGUGGCCGCCUUCGCUUGGCGUUGUUGCUGAAGACUCUUUUUCUGUUUAUUUUCUUCGUUUUUAAAGAUGUAUUUGUUUGUCUUUUUCUCUUCUCUUCGAUUCUUUUUAGCCUCUUUAACUGCAUUUUUCCGUGCCUUCUUUUCUUCUUUGGUUUCUUUUCUUGAUCUAGGUGCUCCUUUAUUCUCACGUGUGCCCUCCUCUUCUUCCUCUUCUUCCUCUUCUUCUUCCU
This is a messenger RNA of Rhizopus microsporus ATCC 52813, 1071 nucleotides long. RefSeq lists its product as uncharacterized. Gene Ontology annotation, molecular function: coenzyme A diphosphatase activity. Lineage: Eukaryota; Fungi; Mucoromycota; Mucoromycetes; Mucorales; Rhizopodaceae. Bases 1 to 798 code for a protein of 265 amino acids. The transcript is spliced from 6 exons. The record is from RefSeq and is a predicted model, not a curated record.